Molecule: messenger RNA, 4206 nt
Organism: Lucilia cuprina (Australian sheep blowfly)
Lineage: Eukaryota; Metazoa; Arthropoda; Insecta; Diptera; Calliphoridae
Gene: Tlk
Product: serine/threonine-protein kinase tousled-like 2
Exons: 8
Coding region: 406-4173 (1255 amino acids)
Biological process (GO): intracellular signal transduction; chromosome segregation; peptidyl-serine phosphorylation
Cellular component (GO): nucleus
Molecular function (GO): ATP binding; protein serine/threonine kinase activity
Source: RefSeq, a predicted model, not a curated record
UAUUCGCCAAUUACAUACAAAAAAUUAAAAUUUUUUUUUGGCAAAAACAAAAAAAGAAAUUAAAAAAGUGUUUUAAUAAAUUAAAUAUAAUGGAAUUUAUUUAUUAUAAAAAGUAAAAUAGAAAAGGAAAACCCUAAAGCCAGUGUUGUAAAGUGUUUUCGUGGGGAAAGGAAAAAAUGAAAAGACAGCUGUUUUGUUGAUGAAUUGAAUUGAAUUUAAAUAGAACUGUAUGGACAAAAGAAGAAGUACUAGAAAAACCAAUAAAGAAGAAGGAAAAUUAAAAAAAUCGGCAAAUAAAUAUUAAUCUUUAUUAAAAACUAAAAAAUUCAUUGAAUAUAAAUAAAUAAUUAUUGUGUUUAAUAAUUGUAAAAUAAAUUUUAGUAAAAAUGUUGUUAUUUAAAAAAUAUGUCCGCCGGCGCUCAAUUGCAGAUGGCCCCACAAACCUCAACGUCUCUAAGCCAUCAUACAACAACACCACAGCAGCAACAACAUUUUGCUCCUAAUCAACAACAACAGCAGCAACAACAACAACAUUUGUCACAAGUUCAACAACAGCAACAACCACAUUUACAGCAACAAUUACAAUUGCAACAACAACAACAGCAACCUCCUCCUCCACCGCCAACACAUUUAACAACACAUUAUUCCCAGCCUCCUACACUUGCCACAAAUCAUUUACAGCAGCAGCAACAACAGCAACAUCAAGCCACCCAACAAACAACACCACAACAACAGCAACAACCUCCCCAAUUACAACAAAUACAACCGCCCAAUAUUGUACCGCUGACAUCAUCAUCACAACAUCACGGUCAUCAUAGUGGUGGCGGUCACAGCAGUAAUCCUGACUCGAAUAUGAGCACUGGCUCGUCACACAGUGAAAAAGAUGUUAACGACAUGUUAAGCACACAGCAACAAUCCACAGGUAUUGUCCAACAAAUCGGUCUCCUAGGAAAUACAACAACAGCCGCAUCAGCAGUUGUUUCGUCUUCGUCUGGUAACGGUAUGAUGAAUACCGGCGGUAUGGGUAUAUCGACAGAUCCAAAUAUGCAACAGCAACAGGCACCCAAUCAUCAUCAUCAUUCACAUACUGCACACCAUCAGGUGCAACAAAAUAAUUCGGGAUCAACGAGUGGCGGCAGUGGUCGCAUGGAAAAGUUAUCACGCACUCCCACAGAACGUAAGCGGAAAAGGAAAAUUACGGCAUUGCAUGCCGAUGAUAGUGGUGGUGCCGGUGGUGGGGGUGGUCCGGGCGGUGGUAAUGGAGGUAAUAAUUCAAGCAACGCUUCUAAAGCAUCAAAACACAACAAUUCCUCCUCAGGCUCACAGUUAUUAAAAGCAAAUUUAUCUCUAAAUUUAGGUGCUCAAGCGGAACGUCUUCAGUUGCCUGGUAGUGGCGGCGGUAGUGGUGGUGUUAAGAAUGCCCGCCUCUUACCACCCGGCAGUGCUGGUUCAUCGGGAGAUAAUAAGAAAAUCAAUGAUUAUUUCAAUAAACAUACUGUACAGACAGCAGCCACUAAUAGUCCAAUGAGACAUACGGCUGGAGGUGGCUCCAAGAGUCCCUCGUCGGCCGGCGGCGGUGUUCAACAGCCAACAACCCAAACGGCGCAGCCUCAACAAGUGCCAACAUCUGUAGGCGGUAACAGCACGUAUCCCAUGUAUCCACCUAGUCCACAACAACCACAAAUGAACGCACCUGGUAUACCGUCAACACCAACUUCACAACCCCCGCCUCCUGAAUUCCACUACAGCAGUGUAGCGGCCGUGAAUAGCGUAGCGGCCAAGCAGCAGAGACAGCAGCAACAACCACAAACUUCCAACGCAAUGGUUCCUCCACAGUCACCUCUAGUGGGUGUUUCGAAUGUUGGCCUGUUGAGCGGCGGCCACAUGGUACACAAUGCCACGGUAACGGCUGCCCUGAUCGGCGGUACAGCCUCAGCUGGUGGUGGUGGCAAUGGGCCACCACCUCCUCCGCUGCCCCAGCAGCAACAGACGCAAACACAUCAACUUCCCGCCUCUUCCGUUGUUGCCACCACAGUGCAACAGACUCUGACAACCUCGCAACAACAAUUGGCUGCUGCGGCGGCUCAACUCAACCCACUGCAACAUGCCGGCAUGCUAGCCACUCCCGGCGGCGUUCCCAACACUCCUACACAGCAACAGCAGCAACAACAACCGUCGCUCGCGAUGGUUACCAAAGCAACUCAAACAGACCUCUCACUACCCGACAUGCAGGAACGUGAUUCAGAAAACGAAACCAGUAAAUCAAAAUUGGAUGAGAUGACAAGACUGUCUGAUGAACAAAAAUGUCAAAUUAUUGCUCAUCAAAAACUAAUAGAUCAACAUAAAUCCCAUAUAGCCAAGUGUAUUGAUGUCGUCAAGAAGCUGCUUAAGGAAAAGUCCAGUAUCGAAAAGAAGGAGGCCCGCCAGAAGUGCAUGCAGAAUCGCCUGCGGCUGGGUCAAUUCGUUACACAACGUGUAGGUGCUACAUUCCAGGAAAACUGGACCGACGGUUAUGCCUUCCAGGAGCUGAGUAGGCGGCAGGAAGAAAUCUCAGCCGAACGCGAAGAAAUCGACCGGCAAAAGAAACAGUUAAUGAAGAAACGUCCGGCCGAAUCAGGUCGCAAGCGUAACAAUAACCAGCAAAAUUCCAAUUCAAAUGAUUCCUCCAAUCUUAAUACUGGUUGCGAAAGGCUAUCGGUUAGUGACAGUGGCAUCGGUGUCACCUCCGGCACAGGUGGUGGUGGUGGCAGUGGUCGCGGUCUAACGCGUUCCAAUUCAUCACAAGCUCAAAGUCAACUGCUGCAUAAUGGCGGUGGUAGUGGUACCAGUGGCACUGGCAUGGGUAGUGAUCGUUUAUCGGAUCGUGGCGGUGGCACUACCGGUCGUGGUGAUAAUUCCAACAGUGGUUCAGAUUCAGCAACGUUCCUUAAACCUGACCCCGUAUCGGGUGUUUAUACCGCUCAAGAAUAUUACGAAUAUGAUGAGAUUUUAAAAUUACGACAAAAUGCUCUGAAAAAAGAAGAUGCUGAUCUACAAUUAGAAAUGGAGAAAUUAGAACGUGAACGUAAUUUGCAUAUACGCGAAUUAAAACGGAUACUCAAUGAAGAUCAGUCCCGCUUUAAUAAUCAUCCAGUAUUGAAUGAUCGUUACCUUUUGCUUAUGCUUUUGGGUAAGGGUGGUUUCUCCGAGGUACACAAAGCCUUCGAUUUAAAAGAGCAACGUUAUGUAGCUUGUAAAGUUCAUCAGUUGAAUAAGGAUUGGAAAGAAGAUAAAAAGGCGAAUUAUAUCAAACAUGCUUUAAGAGAAUAUAACAUCCAUAAAGCUUUGGAUCAUCCCAGAGUUGUUAAAUUAUAUGAUGUCUUCGAAAUAGACGCCAAUUCAUUUUGUACUGUUUUAGAAUAUUGUGAUGGUCAUGAUUUAGAUUUCUAUCUAAAACAACAUAAAACGAUACCCGAACGUGAAGCACGUUCGAUUAUUAUGCAGGUUGUAUCUGCUUUAAAAUAUUUGAAUGAGAUUAAACCACCAGUUAUACAUUACGAUUUGAAACCGGGUAACAUUUUGCUAACCGAAGGCAAUGUGUGCGGCGAAAUAAAAAUAACAGAUUUUGGUCUAUCCAAAGUAAUGGAUGAUGAAAACUAUAAUCCAGAUCAUGGUAUGGAUUUAACAUCCCAAGGAGCGGGAACCUAUUGGUAUUUGCCACCCGAAUGUUUUGUGGUGGGUAAGAAUCCUCCAAAAAUCUCUUCAAAAGUUGAUGUUUGGAGUGUGGGCGUAAUUUUCUAUCAGUGUUUGUAUGGUAAGAAACCAUUUGGCCAUAAUCAAUCGCAGGCUACGAUACUCGAGGAGAAUACCAUCUUAAAAGCAACCGAAGUACAAUUCUCCAAUAAACCAACAGUAUCCAAUGAAGCUAAGAGUUUUAUACGAGGCUGUUUGGCUUAUCGUAAAGAAGAUCGUAUGGAUGUAUUUGCGCUGGCGCGGCACGAAUACAUACAACCACCCAUACCCAAACAUGGACGUGGUCAAUCGAUGAAUCAACAGCAGCAACAACAACAGCAGCAGCAACAACAGCAACAGCAGCAACAACAACAAUCUUCAGGCAAUCAAGCCAAUUCUGCUGGACAGACAUCAUUUUCAGCGGGCAUGUUUGGCAAUCUAAAUCAAUCAAGUUCAUCCUAGCUGCACACAAAACGUAAUUCCAAUUCAUAAUUG